AUGGAGUGCCUUGCUCCAUAUAUUCCUCCGGCCCUGUUGCCGCUCAUUGAGCGCGCCCAGGAGCAACUCCAGGGUCAAACGCACGCGCUCAGCAUCGCCGCCCUCUCGCUGAGCGCCAUUUUCCUUAGCUACCUCUUCAUUGCAGGUAGCCGGGAAUCGCCCGUGUCGUUCACAGUACCAAAUCCUCCUGAAAUUAGCCCCGACUGGAAUGGAACAAAAUGGGAAGACCUCCCCGAGGGGAGCCAGGAGAGAAAGGUCAUUGAGGGGCAGGUUCGUGGGCAAUGGAACGAGAACCUGAUUAUGAGCUACUGCCCCGCAGAUGGACGAGUACUCGGCACCGGAAUCAAGCCUGCGACAGCGGACGAUGUCGAUCGCGCUAUACAGGCAGCGAAGAGAGCGCAGGAACAAUGGGCCACCACUACCUUUGCGGAAAGGCGGCGGGUGUUAAAGACUCUGCUCAAAUAUGUUCUGGACCACCAAGACGAGAUCGUGAUCGCCGCCUGCUUGGAUUCGGGAAAGACCAAGGUCGACGCAACGUUUGGAGAGACGCUCGUGACGGCAGAGAAAUUAAAAUGGACAAUUGACCACGGCGAAAAGGCGCUGAGCCCCGAAUCGCGACCUACGAAUUUCCUCAUGAUGUACAAGAAGAACCAGGUUAUCUACGAGCCUUUGGGUGUAGUGUCGGCAUGUGUCUCUUGGAACUACCCGUUCCAUAACUUCAUCUCGCCGGUGAUCAGCGCCAUCUUUGCGGGUAACGGAAUUGUGGUGAAGCCCUCUGAGCAGACUUCUUGGUCUUCGGUGUACUAUCUCGACAUCAUCCGCGGCGCGUUAGAAAGCUGUGGCCACUCCCAAGACCUCGUCCAGAGCGUCGUGUGCUUGCCCAAGGUCGCCGACAAGUUGACUUCCCACCCCGACAUCGCCCAAAUUACAUUCAUUGGCUCGCGCCCGGUAGCGCACAAAGUCUGCGAGUCCGCAGCAAAGGCAUUGACGCCAGUCACAGUCGAACUCGGCGGAAAAGACCCCUCCGUCAUCCUCGACGACAGCCGAACCAUCAGCGAAGUAACCUCCAUCGCCUCGGUCCUCAUGCGCGGUGUCUUCCAAUCGGCCGGCCAAAACUGCAUCGGCGUUGAGCGCGUCAUCGCCCUCCCAGGCGUCUACGACAAACUCCUCGACACCGUCUCCUCCCGCAUUAAGAACCUCCGCCUCGGCUCGAUCCUCCUAGACACAAAACCCAACAACCCUAACCAGAAACCUGGUGCCCCUGACGUAGGAGCCAUGAUCUCUCCCGCCUCCUUCUCCCGCCUCGAAUCACUCAUCCAAGACGCCGUCAACCAGGGCGCUCGCCUCGUUGCCGGCGGUCAGCGCUUCGAACACCCCACCCAUACCCUCGGACACUACUUCACACCGACGCUCCUCGCGGACGUCACGCCGUCCAUGGAAAUCGCGCAAACCGAGCUCUUCGCCCCCGUCUUCCUCAUGAUGCGCGCUUCUUCCGUGUCCGACGCAAUUUCCAUCGCAAACUCCACCGAGUACGCCCUCGGUGCCUCUGUCUUCGGGUACAACUCGCAUGACGUAGCUGCGUGUGUAGCGAAUAUCAAGGCAGGCAUGGUCUCCGUCAACGACUUCGGCAGCUACUAUGCCGUGCAGCUUCCCUUUGGCGGUGUCAAGGGUUCCGGGUAUGGUCGGUUCGCGGGUGAAGAGGGUCUCAGGGGCGUGAGUAAUAUCAAGGCUGUCUGUGUUGAUCGGUUCCCACGCCUCAUGGCGACGAGAAUCCCGCCGCGGGUUGAUUAUCCGAUUUACAAAGGUGAAGGCGACAAGCAGAAUGGGAAGGGUGCGUUUGAGAUGUGUAAAGGGGUUGUUGAGACGGGCUAUCAGAUUACCCUUGCCGGCAGGGUUAAGGGGAUCUUCCGGCUGUUGGGGAAUAUGUGA
This is a messenger RNA of Aspergillus mulundensis, 1929 nucleotides long. Its product is annotated as aldehyde dehydrogenase family protein. Gene Ontology annotation, molecular function: aldehyde dehydrogenase (NAD+) activity. The record is from RefSeq and is a predicted model, not a curated record. The transcript has 3 exons. Lineage: Eukaryota; Fungi; Ascomycota; Eurotiomycetes; Eurotiales; Aspergillaceae. The coding region runs from base 1 to 1929 and encodes 642 amino acids.